Ceratina calcarata is the source of this 2646-nucleotide messenger RNA. Its product is annotated as FK506-binding protein 15. The coding region runs from base 363 to 2480 and encodes 705 amino acids. Lineage: Eukaryota; Metazoa; Arthropoda; Insecta; Hymenoptera; Apidae. The transcript has 12 exons. The record is from RefSeq and is a predicted model, not a curated record.
AUUUCCUUAUAUUAAAACUCGGGAAGCACUUCUUGUGUUUUGCUGCUAGACAGCAAUAAAUCGUUUUUCUCGUUGUCACGUCGACAGCGUGAUGUGACGGACCGAGAAUGAGCCAAGAUGCCUAGUUUAAAUAAUUAAGAAAUCAAUUUUCGAUGUUUAUCAUACAGCAUUAAUUAUUGCGCAGCCUUUCCUUUUCGAUAAACGAAGAAAGAGCGCGCAGUCUAUCUGUAUAAGUUUAUGGCCUCUCCCCACCUCUGCUGACAUUUAUUGCUGCCAAACAAUACAAAUCUAUGUUUUUAUCGCUGUUUUAUAGUGUUUAAUUAUAAAAGAACAUUGUUUAUAGAAUUCAUUUAUUUACAGUCAUGAAUGUAGGAAACCAGGCAUUAAAUCUGGAUAAAAUUUUACGAGAUGACGAUGAAUCUGAUUUUUUGCCAGCAGGCGGUUCAAAUUUAGCUGCUAUCUUCGGAUUGCAAUCGAAAACAUUAGAUGGUUCUUUAAUGAAACAAGUCCCCAAAAAAGUAAACACACCUCGAAGUUCGACUCAAACAAUCUCAAACAAAGCAGAAGUUAUAAUAGCAAAAGCAGUUUAUGUCUUCAAAUUACAGAAUGGAAGUUAUACAUCAAUUGGCAAACUUGGCAUAGCUCUUACAGGAAAUUACGUAACAAAAUUAUAUCAAAUUAUUUUAUAUAAAAAUAAACAGGAGCACUUGUCACUUGUUACAGUAACUCAUGAUUUCUUAUUUGCUAUUCAACCAAACAAUUAUGCAAGUUAUUAUGAUAGCAAUAAGGAGAACUGGUCAAUUUCAUUUGAAAGCAAUGAUGUUUGUAUAGAAUUUGCUAGAGAAGUAGGGCUAGCACGAUAUUUAUCUAGGAAUGGAAGGCUGGAAAAUGUACUUUAUCAGAAUUUAUCACCAGCUAAUAAAGAUGCAAUAGCAAAAGAAGGGAAUAAUGUAUCUCUCAAGUAUUUUAUAACCACAGAAAUAAUACAGCCUCUUAGAGAAAUUCCUACAACAUAUCAAACAAUGACAGUAGAAAUAUCCACAGAUGAUAAUUGGGAAAAAACACUUGUGGGAAGCAGCAAGGGAUUAAAAAGAAUUUUAUUUUUGCCUCCUAAUAAACAGAUUAGUUUAGGACCAGGAUUUCCCAAAGAGAAAGAUGUAUUAUUAGAAAUAGAAAUAACAGACAUACAAACACCAGAGACAACCACUUAUACUCAUAAAGUUUCAAGUGGUAAAGCUUCAAUCAUAUCACGAAUGGCAAAAAUGGGGCAGUCUAUAUUACCAAAAAUUCCUACAUCUACUACCACAGAUUCUGAUGAUACUGAGGAUGAUAUAUCGCAUAAACCACCUCAUCUAAAAAGAAUUGAAUCAUCAGAAGAAGAAGUGCACAGAAAGCAUUCUCCAAAAGAAUUUAAGGAAGAGGUUGUAAAGAAUUCACAUAGAAUACUUAGACCAAAAGGUGAUGUGUCUAUAGCAAAUAGUACUUGUAAACCUUUGGUUAAUUCAACUGCCUAUACUCCACAAUGGUCGCCCACACAAAUACAGCCAAAUUUUGUUACUUUAGAUGGUCGCGUCUAUUCAUUAGAGUCGCAAACAGUAACUCCAACAGUACCAUCAGUAAUAGAUCCAGGAUUGAAUGUUUUAUUAUCAGAAAAUAGAAUAACAAAUGCAGAACUCAGAAUGGGGAUGUCUAAGAUAGCUGACAAUGUGCAAAAACUCCUUGACAAGUUUCAUGUUCUUGAACUUCAAAAUGCUACAACUCCUAUAAAAGAUAGGACAGCUUUGGAUGCUACUUUAAAAAUGUUGUUAAACAUAAAUGCGUCUGAAGAAUCACAUAAAUCUACUGGUACAGCAGGUGAUAAUAUCACGCAAUUAAAUGAAAUGAAAGACAGAAUUAUCGUAUUGGAAAAAGAAUUAAAACAAUCGAAAGAGCAAAUGAAAGAGCUUGACACUCAGAAGGAAUGUUUAAUGCACGUUAACGAAAGUUUAAAUAAAACUAUCAAAGAAUUAGAAGUAUCCUUAAAGGAAUCUAAUAUUGCACUUGAUAGUGCAAAGACGAAUUUAGAAGAAGCAAACAAAGUCAUUGUUAAAUAUGAGGAACAGUUGAUGUCAUUUCAAAAUAAAGUAUCUAAGCCUUCUGAAGAAUGCAGUUCUACGGACAAGAAUGACAGUAAAAAUAAGGAAAUUAAACAGACAAUGAAUAAAGUCUAUCACGUUUUGUUAGAUAAAUUUACAGAUGAAUCUUACUCUAAAGAUAUAAUAAGAACAAUAAUAGCUGAUACAAUAAAAAACGUCACAUUACAAGUUCUGUACAACAUGAAUGAGAACAGAGAUAUAGAAACAGAGCCAAGUUCUAUAAAUAGUAAAAGAAUGGAUAUUCCGAAUAAUACUGAACAUACUACAGUACCUUUUAUGACACAAAAUGAACCACCACCAGUUCCUCCAAAUGGUACUGAAGAUGAUAAUGAUUGGAUGUACUAAUAAUCAUGUAUUUUAUAUAUAAUUAUAUUGUAUAUAGACAAAAAGUUGUCCAUAAACAUAGUUUAUAAUGAAAUCUCAUGUAAAUUAAAAUUUGUAAAUUCCUACGAUUCAUAGAAAUCUUUAAACAACAUUUUUGUAUAUUAAAGAAUAAACACUAUUUUGAGUA